Messenger RNA from Penicillium cataractarum, 1734 nucleotides. Its product is annotated as putative MFS sugar transporter. Gene Ontology annotation, biological process: transmembrane transport; carbohydrate transport. The record is from RefSeq and is a predicted model, not a curated record. The transcript has 9 exons. Bases 1 to 1734 code for a protein of 577 amino acids. NCBI's taxonomy places the organism in Eukaryota, Fungi, Ascomycota, Eurotiomycetes, Eurotiales, Aspergillaceae. Gene Ontology annotation, cellular component: membrane. Gene Ontology annotation, molecular function: carbohydrate:proton symporter activity.
AUGGUUACGCGCCUGGGAAAGUGGUCCCUCCUCCCCGCGGUUCUCCAGAAGCUCCAUCCCGGUUGGAAGAAAGCCCCGGUUGAUCAACAUCCCCCCGUCCCCAUCACACCCUAUCUAGAUGGGACGAUGGUGGGAUACACGUCUCUAUGGAAACGGCUUUCGCCGCGUCAACUGAAUGUCGCCAUCCAUGCCUUCUCCCUCAUCUCGAUCUUCUUCGAGGGCUAUGACCAGGGUGUCAUGGGCGGCGUCAACGCCGCGCCAACGUACGUGACAGAGGUUGGCAUCGGCACGCCAGAUGGGACUAUCACCCACACCACGCAUCAGGGUGGCAUUGUUAGCGUCUAUUAUCUGGGCGCGAUUUUCGGGUGCUUUGGCGGCGGAUGGCUUGCCGAUAGGAUUGGACGCAUCAAUGGCCUCCUCGCUGGUUCGUUAUUUGCACUUGUGGGCGGCGCACUGCAGGCGGCUGCCCAGAACUCGAACUUUAUGAUCUGCGCGCGAGUCGUGACGGGGAUUGGCACUGGUGCUUUAACUGGGAUCACUCCUGUGCUGGUCUCUGAAACAUCCUCGGCAAAUCACCGGGGUGGAUUUCUCGGCUACGUCUUUAUUGCGAAUUAUCUAGGAAUUUCGGUCGCCUACUGGAUCUCGUUUGGACUUGCCUUUGUCGAUAACGGGUAUUCAGACGUUCGAUGGCGAUUCUUACUGGCGUUCCAGUGCUUUCCGGCACUGCUACUGGUGCUGUUUAUCAAAAUGCUGCCGGACAGCCCGCGUUAUCUGGCUUCCGUUGGACGAAAGGAAGAAGCCCGUGAUCUCUUGGUUCGGAUCCGCGAGGGCCGUGCCACUCCAGAAGAGAUCGAUCGAGAAUAUCUUGAAAUUAUUACCACUGCGCGAGAGAGUAGACCUAGCUCUCCUGUGCAGUUUGCGAAGAUCCUAUUCGGAAAGGGGGGACGACCCGGUACGAAUCUAGCCCGUCGGGCAUGGCUAUGUGUCUGGCUUCAGAUCAUGGCUUCGUGGACUGGUAUCACGGCUGUCACUGCAUACUCUCCAGUUCUCCUCAAGCAGGCUGGAUACAGUGAUAUCAAGCAGAACGGUCUCGCAGGCGGGAUUAACACCAUUGGCAUCAUUGGUACCAUUAUUAGUGCGCAGAUCAUCGAUCUUUUAGGGCGCCGGGUGUGCUUGAUGGGCGGUGCUGGCGUCCUAUUCGCCGUGAAUCUGAUUGCUGGGGCAGUAUACGAAGGGUCACUCCACCAUCCUGAAAAAGCGGCUCAAUACGCGCCCGGAGCAGUCACAAUGCUCUUCUUGUUUAAUCUAGGGUAUGCGGCUACCUGGGGUACCGUCGCCUUCUUAUUGCCAACCGAGAUCUUCCCCAGCGACUUGAGAGCACAAGGGAACGGUUUCGGUAUCACUGGCUGGGCCCUUGGAGUUGGUAUGACGACGCUUGUGAAUCCGAUCAUGUUUGAUAGCCUAAAGAGUCGUAUCUACUUCCUAUUUGCAGGCCUCAAUCUACUUUGGAUCCCGAUUGUUUUCCUCUUCUAUCCGGAAACACGCAACCGCUCCUUGGAAUCGAUUGAGGCACUAUUCGCAACGCAUAGUCCAUUCUCCUGGAAAAUGGAGCAAGCCUAUAAACUCCACGGGGAUGUUCUCGCCGAGCACGGGGUUUCUAAAGGGUCCUCUGAAGCUGGUCAGAGUGAAUUGGUCUUUGCUGAAAAGGCAGAGCCGGAACAUAUCCAAGCUUGA